AGAGCCAGCGAGAGAGCCAGCAAGCGGGAACCGGAGCCCCGCGCCAGAGCUGGGCGCGCCAGGAGCUGACCCCCUCCUCAUCUCUCUUCCUGUCUGUCCUUUCCUGGCCCCUGUUUCCUCCUCUCUUUGCCUUUGCUGCUUCUGUCCUCACCCCUAGAAGACCCUGGUCUGCUGGACCUAGCCAUCCCUUUUGGGGCCAUGGAAUCACUGCUUGGGUUUCUGGCACUGCUGCUGCUGUGGGGUGCCGUGGCCGAGGGCCCGGCCAAGAAGGUGCUGACCCUGGAGGGGGACCUGGUGCUGGGUGGGCUGUUCCCAGUGCACCAGAAGGGUGGCCCAGCCGAGGAGUGUGGACCUGUUAAUGAGCACCGAGGCAUACAGCGCCUAGAGGCUAUGCUUUUUGCACUGGACCGCAUCAACCGCGACCCCCACCUGCUGCCUGGUGUGCGCUUGGGUGCGCACAUCCUCGACAGCUGCUCCAAGGAUACACACGCCCUGGAGCAGGCGCUGGACUUUGUGCGUGCCUCACUCAGUCGUGGCGCUGACGGCUCACGCCACAUCUGUCCUGAUGGCUCCUAUGCCACCCACAGUGAUGCUCCUACAGCUGUCACCGGUGUCAUUGGUGGCUCCUACAGUGAUGUCUCCAUCCAGGUGGCCAAUCUCCUGCGGCUGUUCCAGAUCCCACAGAUCAGCUAUGCCUCCACCAGUGCCAAGCUGAGUGACAAGUCCCGUUACGAUUACUUUGCUCGCACUGUGCCCCCAGACUUCUUCCAAGCCAAGGCCAUGGCUGAGAUUCUCCGCUUUUUCAACUGGACAUAUGUGUCUACGGUGGCAUCUGAGGGUGACUAUGGUGAGACAGGCAUUGAGGCUUUCGAGCUCGAGGCUCGGGCACGCAACAUCUGCGUGGCCACUUCUGAGAAGGUGGGCCGUGCCAUGAGCCGCGCUGCCUUCGAGGGCGUGGUGCGAGCCCUGUUGCAGAAACCCAGUGCCCGUGUGGCUGUGCUCUUCACCCGGUCCGAGGAUGCCCGUGAGCUGCUUGCAGCCACCCAGCGCCUCAACGCCAGCUUCACAUGGGUGGCCAGCGACGGCUGGGGGGCCCUGGAGAGCGUGGUGGCAGGCAGUGAAAGGGCUGCUGAGGGCGCCAUCACCAUUGAACUGGCCUCCUACCCCAUCAGUGACUUUGCUUCCUACUUCCAGAGCUUGGAUCCGUGGAACAACAGCAGAAACCCUUGGUUCCGUGAGUUCUGGGAGGAGAGGUUCCAUUGCAGCUUCCGGCAGCGAGACUGUGCCGCCCACUCUCUGCGGGCCGUGCCCUUUGAACAGGAGUCAAAGAUCAUGUUUGUGGUUAAUGCCGUCUAUGCCAUGGCCCACGCUCUACACAACAUGCACCGUGCCCUCUGUCCCAACACCACCCACCUCUGCGAUGCUAUGAGGCCUGUCAAUGGGCGCCGCCUCUACAAAGACUUCGUGCUCAAUGUCAAGUUUGACGCCCCCUUUCGCCCAGCAGAUACUGACGAUGAGGUCCGCUUCGACCGCUUUGGUGACGGUAUUGGCCGCUACAACAUCUUCACCUAUCUGCGGGCAGGCAGUGGGCGCUAUCGCUACCAGAAGGUAGGCUACUGGGCAGAAGGUCUGACUCUGGACACUAGCUUCAUUCCAUGGGCCUCCCCAUCAGCCGGACCUCUUCCUGCCUCUCGCUGUAGCGAGCCCUGCCUUCAGAACGAGGUGAAGAGCGUGCAGCCGGGCGAGGUCUGCUGUUGGCUCUGCAUUCCCUGUCAGCCCUAUGAGUACAGGCUGGAUGAGUUCACCUGCGCUGACUGUGGCCUGGGCUACUGGCCUAAUGCCAGUCUGACUGGCUGCUUUGAGCUGCCCCAGGAGUACAUCCGCUGGGGUGAUGCCUGGGCGGUGGGACCUGUCACCAUCGCCUGCCUGGGUGCCCUGGCGACACUCUUUGUGUUGGGUGUCUUUGUGAGGCAUAAUGCCACACCCGUGGUCAAGGCUUCCGGUCGGGAGCUUUGCUACAUUCUGCUGGGCGGUGUCUUCCUUUGCUAUUGUAUGACCUUCGUCUUCAUUGCUAAGCCUUCCACGGCCGUCUGUACCUUGAGGCGCCUCGGUUUGGGUACCGCCUUCUCUGUCUGCUACUCAGCCCUCCUCACCAAGACCAAUCGCAUUGCUCGCAUAUUUGGCGGGGCCCGGGAGGGUGCCCAGCGGCCACGCUUCAUCAGUCCCGCCUCACAGGUGGCCAUCUGCUUGGCACUUAUCUCGGGCCAGCUGCUCAUUGUCGCUGCCUGGCUGGUGGUGGAGGCACCUGGCACAGGCAAGGAGACAGCCCCUGAACGGCGGGAAGUGGUGACAUUGCGCUGUAACCACCGUGACGCGAGCAUGCUCGGCUCACUGGCCUACAAUGUGCUCCUCAUCGCGCUCUGCACGCUCUAUGCCUUCAAGACCCGCAAGUGCCCGGAGAACUUCAACGAAGCCAAGUUCAUCGGCUUCACCAUGUACACCACCUGCAUCAUCUGGCUGGCUUUCCUUCCUAUCUUCUAUGUCACCUCCAGUGAUUAUCGGGUGCAGACCACCACGAUGUGCGUGUCCGUCAGCCUCAGUGGCUCUGUGGUGCUUGGCUGCCUCUUUGCACCCAAGUUGCACAUCAUCCUUUUCCAGCCACAGAAGAAUGUGGUGAGCCACCGGGCACCUACCAGCCGCUUUGGCAGCGCUGCCCCCAGGGCCAGCGCCAACCUUGGUCAAGGGUCUGGAUCCCAGUUUGUUCCCACUGUUUGCAACGGCCGUGAGGUGGUGGACUCAACAACGUCGUCGCUUUGAAGAUCCCACACUCCUGCCCUGACAUGGCUGCUCCCAAACCCAGCAUAGACCCUCAUCCACGACCAGGAGGAAGUUGGCUGGGAGCACUGCAAUAACACCCACCCCAUGCCUGCCCCCAGAGCCACUUACCCACCUCCUGGAUUCCCAGCCCUUUAGGUCAGAAGCCAGAGUCCUUAGCUGGGGAGCCUCUGCAAUGGCCAGUAACUGUCCUUGUAGCUAUGCCCCGUGUUUGCCAGGCCUGGGACUCAGAGGGGGAGAUGACCAGUGUCUACUGUGUUCUAGAACAGUGUGGCUGAGGACGACAGGCCCAACCCCCAUGCAAAGGUGCUUCCAGACCAGCCCCUGCCCCAGGCCUUUUUAAUUUUUUAUAAGUUACUCUGGGAUAGAGAGGAUGGUUACUGUGGGGAUCAUUCCCUCCCCUCCUUACCCAGUAGUUUGUCCCGUGGUUUAUUUUGUAUUACCUGUAAAUAAAGUGUCUUUAUUUAAACGGUUUUUUAAUUUUAUAGACAGAGCCUCGUGUAUACCAAGGUGACUGCAAACUUACUAUGUAGCUGAGCAUGACUUGAAACUUCUGACCUGCCUCUGCCUCCCAAGUACUGGGUGGGAUUAAAGGAGUGCACAUCGGGGGGUUGGGGAUUUAGCUCAGUGGUAGAGAGCUUGCCUAGCAAGCGCAAGGCCCUGGGUUCGGUCCCCAGUUCCGAAAAAAAAGAGAAAAAGGAGUGCACAUCGGGCUUCUGCAGCACAUGCAUGCAGUGCCCACAGAGACCAGAAGGGGGCGGCAGAUCCCCUAGGACAGGAGUUACAGUUGGUUGUAAGCUACCCAGUCAGGGCUGGGAAUUAAACCUGAAUCCUCUGGAAAAGCAGCAAGUACUCUUAAACGUUGAGCCAUCUCUCCAGCCCAUUUAUUUGUUUGUUUGUUCGUCUGUCCAUUUAUUUAAAAAUAACUCUGACAUGAGGAUUCCCUCCUCAGUCUUCCACUGUUCAUUCUGCUAAUGGGUGUCAUCUCAGCGCAGCCACCAAGGCAAACCCAACGCUGCUUCCUAUGGAGGCCGAAAAGGUGUCAACUAUCCUUCCCUUAAAGGAGCCAUUGAAGAUUGGUCAGCACCCUCUAGAAUUGUCUGGUCUUCAGGAGACGGUUUUCCUCAGAGACCCAGCCUACGGUAUGGUGUGGGGAGUGGGAUACUAACUGUGGACUUUUCAUGACAGGCUGACUGGAAUUUGGACAAGCCAGAGCCAGGGUGAGUGUUUGACGCAAAAAGGAACCAUCAAUAACACACUUGGGACUGAAUGUUUCCUAUUCACAGGUACCAUCGAUAGCCAGAAGGGGGCCCACAAGGAAAUGGUGAGGCAAGGGGCACAGACACUAGGGUGGAGAGGCCAUCUGUGGCUGUCAUCAGAAAAGGGUCCUUUUCAAUCUCUGGAGGACUUCCUGCCUGAAGAUUGCCGGCUGAGCUUGGCUGCCGCGGGCAUCUCCCACGUUCACCAUCUGGAGCUGACCAGUAGAGGGCUCCAAGGUGCAGCCUCGGCUUCGCUCCCUGGGCAGGCCUCUCAGCAGCCUCCCAAGGCCUAGAGGAUGCGGAGCAGUAAGCUGGAAGAAUAUGGCUGCUGCAGGCAGGGGUUCGGUAACUCACGGGGACAGAAGUCCUGUGUGAGAACACCAGCCAGAGACAUUGAUUUUUCAAGCGAGCUAAUUUACAUCAGUGGGCUGGUGAGUCUCUGGAAAUGUGGGUUAACAAGUUUAAAAAAGUAGAAAUAAAGACAAG
Molecule: messenger RNA, 4580 nt
Organism: Rattus norvegicus (Norway rat)
Lineage: Eukaryota; Metazoa; Chordata; Mammalia; Rodentia; Muridae
Gene: Grm2
Product: glutamate metabotropic receptor 2
Exons: 6
Coding region: 199-2817 (872 amino acids)
Biological process (GO): adenylate cyclase-inhibiting G protein-coupled glutamate receptor signaling pathway; presynaptic modulation of chemical synaptic transmission; G protein-coupled glutamate receptor signaling pathway
Cellular component (GO): plasma membrane; membrane; dendrite
Molecular function (GO): calcium channel regulator activity; G protein-coupled receptor activity; group II metabotropic glutamate receptor activity
Source: RefSeq, marked provisional